GUCAAAAUUUUGCGUGAAGAUAUUGAACAGGACAUUUGUCUACUCAACCAGUGUAUGUCAAAAGCAGGGAUUUAUGUUAAUAAAUACCUAACUGAGAUUCAACUAAGCGUUAAGACUAUCAAGGAGCUAUUUUAUUGAUUUCCUCCAAAUAUUCAAAUGAUAUAUUGUUUGCUGCACUAAAAAAAAUUUAUAGCCUUUAUAAUAUUAGAUGACAUUCGGAUAUGUUUUGACAACGGAAGGUUACAAGAUGUUAGUUACUAAAAUCCGAAAUAAAACUAAUUGUACAGUAGACCGCCGAUUAUUUGGUGGGCUAUUAGAUCGGAUAGAGACCUUGGAGUGUAGUCAACAUGUCACAAGAAAAAGAACUAGAUAUGAUCGACAGGGAUCCAAACGCACUUAAUGCUCACGUCAAGGUAGCAUUUGAGGACGUUUUGGCUGAGCCAGAUGGCGCCCACAGCAUAGACUGUGUCUGGAAAGCCAGCUUCUUUUGCUUCAACUGCGGCAAGAACUGCUGUUACAAACUGAUGACCACACUGUGUGGGAUUUUCAUCGCUCUGUCCUGGGGCUGUGAGUUUGCCUUCAUCACCUUUGAUCAAGUCUGGUGUAUCACUCCUUCACUAAGGAUCUUUAGCAUCUAUAUGGGAUGUUGCCAGAAGUACUUUGGCACGAUGGUAACGUGCUGUUUAGCGCCAAUCUGUGAAACAUGUGGUCUCAUGUUCAGCAGAAUAACUGUGUCAAAUAAAUGAUUGUUAUCAUGUUUUUAUGGAUUAAAAUGUGAUAUUCGCCUCAAUUCUGUGAUAGACUUUUUUCGAUAAAAACAAACUUAUUGUCAAAAUUGUUUUGUUUAAUCAAUCUAUUACAUUUUAAAAAAAAAUAUCAUUUGUAGAAAAGUAUUUGAUAUGUACAAAGAUUUAUCUCGCUUUGUUAAUGCUUAUCAUAAUGGACCAAUAUAUGCAUUAAAAAAUGUUAGAGGAUUA
Molecule: messenger RNA, 977 nt
Organism: Saccostrea cuccullata (small rock oyster)
Lineage: Eukaryota; Metazoa; Mollusca; Bivalvia; Ostreida; Ostreidae
Product: caveolin-1-like
Exons: 3
Coding region: 348-746 (132 amino acids)
Biological process (GO): caveola assembly
Cellular component (GO): plasma membrane; caveola
Molecular function (GO): molecular adaptor activity
Source: RefSeq, a predicted model, not a curated record